GUUAUUUGAAAUAAUUGAUACCAAUGAGGACAACAAGGUCUCAAGGUCUGAGUUACAAAAACUUGUGCAGGACAUUCAGUUUCAUAAUGCAGAAGAAGCAGUUACAAAAAUGUUUCAAGAACUUGACCUUAACAGAGACGAUGAAAUAAGUGAGAAGGAAUUUGUUAAUAGGUUUACAAAAUUGCUGAACACAAGUUCAGGUCAAGUACCUCACUCAAUGUCUCUGCCUCAUGAAAAUCAUCAAUUGGUGAAAGGUAAACAAAACAAAGGAGUACAUGCAUGGUUAAAUGCAUUGGGAUAUGUGGUGCUAGGAAUUACUAUGUUGUCUCUUCUUGCUGAGCCCCUGAUAGAAAGUGUCCAGAAAUUCUCUGAAGAAGCAGGAAUUUUCUCAUUUUUCAUCUUAUUUAUUCUAGUACCCCUGGCUACAAAUUUUAGAGAAGCAAGCUCAGCCAUCAGAGAAGCUAGCCAUAAGAAGAACGGCAAUACUUCUCAAACAAUUUAUGAGAUUUAUGGAGCAGUAUUCAUGAUUCUUGGCUUUGUGGUGAUCUCCAUCCUUAUAUAUGUGAGAGAUAUCAGUUGGCAAUUCUCAGCUGAUGUAUUGGUUGUCGCAAUCAUCUCAGGACAAGGAAAUUUUACGAAGCAGUCAAAUGUAAUGAACCGACCAAGAAUCGUCGCAUUGCAUUCCCAAAAAGUCACAGUAAUAAAAUCGCAGGCGAAGCGUCACAGUCACUCCCUUCCUCACACAAAAAAAAAGUGUCACCCUUCGCCCAACCCACACCUUAGGGUUCUUCGCUUAGUUUCUUCUCCUUCUAACUCAACAACAAGCCACCAGAAAAACAAAUUCACAUUCCCCAAAACACCCUUAGCGCACCGCAUGGCGAAAACGAGGCCAGGCAGAAAGGACUUGGACUCGUACACCAUAAGAGGAACCAACAAGAUCGUACGAGCUGGCGAUUGCGUUCUGAUGCGACCUUCGGACACGUCGAAGCCCCCUUACGUGGCCCGUGUGGAGAAGAUCGAGCAGGACAACAGGAACAACGUGAAGGUGCGUGUGAGGUGGUACUACAGACCCGAAGAGUCCAUUGGGGGUCGCAGACAGUUCCAUGGAGCCAAAGAGCUUUUUCUCUCCGACCACUAUGAUGUGCAGAGUGCGCACACCAUUGAAGGCAAGUGCGUAGUGCACUCUUUCAAGAACUACACUAAGCUCGAGAAUGUGGGUGCUGAGGAUUAUUAUUGUAGAUUUGAGUACAAGGCUGCAACUGGGGCUUUCACGCCUGACCGUGUUGCAGUGUAUUGCAAGUGUGAGAUGCCAUAUAACCCGGAUGACCUCAUGGUACAAUGUGAAGGGUGCAAGGAUUGGUAUCAUCCUGCUUGUGUGGGCAUGACUAUUGAAGAAGCAAAGAAACUAGAUCAUUUUGUGUGUUUUGAAUGUUUAUCUGAUGAUGAUAUGAAGAAACCGCAAGCUACAUUUUCCGUAUCACCAGGAGCUGAUGGCAAGGUGGAGCCCAAGCGAAGAAAGAGAUGA
Molecule: messenger RNA, 1525 nt
Organism: Sphenostylis stenocarpa
Lineage: Eukaryota; Viridiplantae; Streptophyta; Magnoliopsida; Fabales; Fabaceae
Source: the annotation of a GenBank genome assembly